Molecule: messenger RNA, 706 nt
Organism: Nomascus leucogenys (northern white-cheeked gibbon)
Lineage: Eukaryota; Metazoa; Chordata; Mammalia; Primates; Hylobatidae
Product: single-pass membrane protein with aspartate rich tail 1
Source: RefSeq, a predicted model, not a curated record
GGCACUGCGCGAGUGGGGGGGCUGGGCCUCUCGUGUACUCCUCAAACUCCCGCGAGGCUUCGGGCGGCUUUCUUCCCGAGGGCGGCACCAGGGCCGGGCGGUGGGGUCCGGGUGCUCGGGUGAGGGGCGGAGCUGGGGGCAUGGCGUCCGGAGCGGCUCGCUGGCUAGUACUGGCACCCCUCAGGUCCGGGGCUCUCCGGAGCGGGCCUAGCUUGAGGAAAGAUGGCGAUGUCGCCGCCGCACGGAGCGGUUCAGGCCAGAGCCUGGUACCGUCGAGGUCAGUCAUCGUUACCCGCAGCGGCGCCAUUUUGCCCAAACCGGUGAAAAUGUCCUUCGGCCUUCUCCGUGUGUUCUGCAUUGUGAUCCCCUUUCUCUAUGUCGGGACACUCAUUAGCAAGAACUUUGCUGCUCUACUUGAGGAACAUGACAUUUUUGUUCCAGAGGAUGAUGAUGAUGAUGACUAACAGGAAUUACAGAAAGGAGAAAGCACUAACUGAAGAAAUGGUGAUGCUCUCAGCUUCUCUGCCUUCCCUAUCAGCAGAAAGGCCUUCCCUAUCACCAGCCUCCCAGUCUGGUGAAGCUUCCUGUAUGGUCCAUGACCAUAUCCCACCCCAGGCUCUGAGAGGCUCCCUGAGAUGUGCUGUCCACUAAGCACUGCGCAAACAAGCAAUCAAAUUAUGAAUAAACAUAAUAAAUAUCAGCUGUG